UAAAAGUUUUCCAUUCACAUCAAAGACACACACAUACCAAAUAUCCUCACGUCAAGCAAUCCGAACUCCCUCGCUAGCUUACUCCUACAUUUCGAGUCAUAUUGUUUCUAUUUUAUCCGUCCAACCUAAGCUUAGAUAAUAAUAUUAUCACUCGAUUGUACGAUACCUUUCUAAUAUCUGCCCCUUGGUUCAUAUUCUGGUGGAUGUUAGGUGUCAUUUGUAAAUAACUUUCUGGUGUUCAAACUCCUUUCUGUUCUUAUUAUGAUAGGGACGUUGAUAAAAUACAAUAGAUACAAGAUACGCCCCGAAAUAUAUCGAGAGUAGCCAGCCAAUUCUACUCAAACAGUAUUAUUCCAAAUCGAAACGUUUACGUCGAGUAUCACUCAUAAGAGAUCUUCGUACAGUUUAAGGUACUUGAUUCUACCCGUCAUGCCAUACGAGCUAGAGGGGGUCUGGCAACCAGCCGAUUAUCAGCCGGAUGGAAGUCGUCGCUUGAAAAACUAUGAAAAAAGAAUUGACUUCGAAAGAUGGUUAUCAACUAGAACUUCAGAAGACUCAGAGAUACAGGUUGGAGAAGGAAAAAGAGGACGAUGAGAUAAGAGUAAGAGAUAUAGCAGCAUAUGAAAAACAGAGUCUGGAAAGGGAGGUUGACCGUAUGGAAGAGCUAGGCCGCGGAAAGAGAAUAAGAAGCGCUAGAAAGCUCGCGAGGAGAUUUGCAAGGAACGGGGCACACCAUGGGAUCAUGGAAGGAAGAAUUUUGAUUUAGCAAUAUGUGCAUGGCAUAGCGAAGAUAAGUGUGAGACGGAAGAAGAACGUGAGGAUGAGAAGAGGUGGAAUAGAAAGUUGAAGCCAGCAACACGCUUUCAGGGGGCUAAAUCUUCAAAGGAGAUUGAGGAGACCAUGAGAACGGAGCAUGAGGCCGAGAUAAGGAUUAAGGAAGACGAGAAACGCAAGAGGGAAUUGGAGAGAUGGCAUAAGUUUGAUGCAAUGUUCAAGGCAGAGGCAGAUCGUCGACGGAGGAGCUGACAAGAGCCGCUGCUGCCGCUGCCGCCGAAGGUUAUCCGUGUGUUCAAAGAGAGCUCGGUGACGCUCAUAGACGUUAUUGCAUGCCUUCGAGUUAUACCUUUGCUAGUAGGAGCAUAGACUGUCAGGAUUGCAAAGAUGACGAAGAGAUGGCAAGAAAAAUGGAAAGAUCUAAAAAAAAGGUAAGAAAUAAAGUGGAGAUAAAUUGGAGGAACGUGUAAAAUUCCCACUGGCUUUUAUGCUGGAUAAAAUGG
Messenger RNA from Sclerotinia trifoliorum, 1277 nucleotides. The record is from the annotation of a GenBank genome assembly. NCBI's taxonomy places the organism in Eukaryota, Fungi, Ascomycota, Leotiomycetes, Helotiales, Sclerotiniaceae.